AUGUUUACUUCUAACGGUACCCGUGAAUUCCUCAAAAAAAUCCGACCUUGCUUUGGUUUGCUGAUUAGUACUACCAAGCCUUUUAGCUCUGAAAGAAUUAUUAAACAGAAAAAACUCGUCAAGAAAACCCAUAAAAAUAAUAAGAAAUCUCCGAAAUUAUCGGUCAGGAAAGAAAAUGUAGAGCCUAAAGUUUAUAUGAGGGACAUGAUUGCAAAAAUAUACAAUGUUUUGAAGUAUUCUACUUGGGAUUCUGCUCAAGAGCAGUUGGAAAAUCUCUCUAUUAAAUGGGAUUCUUACACGGUCAACCAAGUUCUCAAGACUCAUCCUCCAAUGGAAAAGGCAUGGCUGUUUUUCAAUUGGGCUUCAGGGAGGAAAAACUUUAAACACGAUCAAUAUACUUAUACUACAAUGCUGGAUAUUUUUGGGGAAGCUAGGAGGAUUUCAUCAAUGAAGUAUGUCUUUCAACAAAUGCAAGAGAAAGGGAUUAAGAUUGAUGUAGUUACUUACACUUCUCUAUUGCAUUGGAUGUCCAAUGAUGGGGAUGUUGAUGGGGCGGUUAAGUUGUGGGAGGAGAUGAAACUUAAAGGGUGUCAUCCAACAGUUGUAUCAUACACUGCUUACAUGAAGAUUUUGUUUGAUCACAAAAGAGUGAAGGAGGCCACUGAGGUGUACAAGGAAAUGCUUCAAUCUGGCUUGUCCCCCAAUUGUUACACAUACACAGUCUUAAUGGAGCAUCUUGCUCGCUCUGGAAAAUUUGAUGAAGCUCUGGAGGUAUUUAACAAAAUGCAAGAGGCUGGCGUACAACCUGACAAAGCUACUUGCAAUAUUUUGGUUGAGAUAUGCUGCAGAACUGGGGAGACAUGGGCAAUGUUGAAAAUUCUUCAAUACAUGAAGGAAAAUUUCCUUGUCCUACGGUAUCCUGUAUAUCAAAAAGCACUUGAAACUUUUAAAAUGGCUGGUGAAAGUUAUGAGAUUCUUAGGCAAGUUAAUCGGCACUUUGUUAUAGAACAUUUCAAAGAGGAAAAGACUGAUAAAUUUGGUGAAACUGCUAGGGUUAACUGUUCCAAUGUGGAUAGUGGAUUUGUGUUGAAUUUAAUCAAUAAGCAGAAUCUUGUUGCUGUCGACUAUUUACUUGCUGACAUGAUGGACAAGGGUGUGCGAUUAGACUCUAAGAUAAUCUCAACAAUUAUUGAGCUAAACAGUACUAAUGGUAGACGGAAUAGUGCUUUAUUUGCAUUUGAAUAUGGUGUGAAGUUUGGGUUAAAUAUUGAUAGAAUUGCAUAUAUUGCCUUAAUAGGCUUAUCCAUAAGAACAAAUUCAUUUUCAAAGGCUGUGGAGAUUGUUGAGGAAAUGGUUAGGGAAGGUCAUUCUCUCGGAACACAACAAAGUGCUCUUCUUAUAUAUCAUCUUGGCUGCAACAGAGAUCCUGUUUCUGCUGCAAAAAUAUUUAGUGUAUUGCCUGAUGGAGAGAAAAACACUGCUACUUAUACUGCCCUAAUUGGUGCCUACUUCUCUUCUGGGAAUGUUAACAAGGGAUUUGAAACCCUCCAAAUUAUGAAAAAUGAAGGCAUUAAUGUUGCAUUAGGAACAUAUUACGUUUUAGUUGAUGGUCUUGAAAAAUGUGGUAGAGUUUUUGAGUUAGAGUUUUAUUGGAAGGAAAUGAAGAGAAUGCAAGCUAAGAGCAAUUUGCAAACUGUUUCAAUAGAGGAAACCAUAUUGGCUACUAAUUUGCCAUUCAGACAGAAAGAAUUUAUUGAUAUGAGGAGAAAGAUACACCUGGAGCAGAUGAGUAGUCAAAGUAAAAGUAAAGCUAUAGCUAAAGCUAAAGCUAAAGGAGGAUUCAAGAGAUAUCUGGGAUCUGUUCUUAAAAUGCUAUGGUUUUGGUCAAUUAAAUAG
Molecule: messenger RNA, 1896 nt
Organism: Fraxinus pennsylvanica
Lineage: Eukaryota; Viridiplantae; Streptophyta; Magnoliopsida; Lamiales; Oleaceae
Source: the annotation of a GenBank genome assembly